This is a messenger RNA of Ctenocephalides felis (cat flea), 897 nucleotides long. RefSeq names its product RNA pseudouridylate synthase domain-containing protein 1-like. The transcript has 5 exons. Gene Ontology annotation, molecular function: pseudouridine synthase activity; RNA binding. The record is from RefSeq and is a predicted model, not a curated record. Gene Ontology annotation, biological process: pseudouridine synthesis. NCBI's taxonomy places the organism in Eukaryota, Metazoa, Arthropoda, Insecta, Siphonaptera, Pulicidae. Bases 1 to 897 code for a protein of 298 amino acids.
AUGAUCGAAUUACUGUUAGACUUUUUGUUACAAUUGCUUUUAUACUUACUUCGUAUGCCAAUUUUAAAUUAUCUGGAAAAAUUGAUCUCUUGCUUAUUUUCUUCUCAUAAAAAGCCUUCUUUAGACGUUUUGCAUAAAAGUGAUAAUUUUAUUAUUGUCAAUAAACCAUUCGAUAUUUUGAUUAACAGCGAUGAUAGCAAAGUCAAACCCACUGUUCAAACGUUACUAAAAGACACCUUUCCAAACUUGGCCAAUUCCGAUUUAUUUCAUGAAUUCCAUUUUGCAAAUCGUUUAGAUUAUUCGACAAGUGGUGUUAUGUGCAUUGCAUUAACAAAGACAUCAUGCUCGGCAGCUGUGAAAGCUUUUGAGAAAAGACAUGCCAAAAAAUAUUAUUUGGCAUUACUCAGAGGACAUUUGGAAGAAGAAUUUACAAACGUUGUGCAAGGCGUUGGUGAAGAUAGGAGGCAUGUGAAAGGUUCCCACAAAAUGUGUGUAGCAUCUGAUGAGAAUUGUCAGUCCCCACGUGAUGCAAGUACUAAAAUUAUGAUAUUAUCAAAAGGCUUGUAUAAUGGAAAAGAAGCUACUAAAGUUUUGAUUAGGCCGCACACAGGCAGAAGACAUCAAAUACGUGUCCAUUGUCAGUUUAUCGGUCACCCUAUAAUUGGGGAUUACACAUACGGUCGAUCAGAGGAUAAAAGGCCUUAUAGAAUGUUUUUACAUUCAUACAGAUUGAUUUUACCAAAUGAGAUUGAGGAUUUAGAUGUCCAAUCUAAGGAUCCAUUUACAGAAUCUGAUCCAAAAAUCAAAUGGGUCCCUAAAGAUGUUAUAAAUAAAUUGGAAGAGUCAUCGUUUGAGAAAAUAAAUAGAGAUAUGAUGAAUGAAAUUUGUAGAAAUUGA